AUGUUAUAUACUGUAUGUGCUGACAAUAUAAAACAGUAUGCUCUGAUCCUUCCGGCCAUGAUAAAGAGCGGGCAGACAGAGAAGGUCUGUGUUAACCUAGUGGGACACGAGGAAGCCCUUUUCCUUAAUGUUGUGCUACAACACAAUGGGUUGAACACCACCAUAUUUGAUGAGAACGUACCAGUAAAUCAGUACUACAAGUGUAAUGAUUUCACGGUACCAUCUGUGGAACAGUCUGUACCUGUAUUUGUGCUCUUGUCUGCAAAAGGAAACAACAGCAAUGUCCUGGAGCGCAAAUCAGUGGUGAUAGAUUCUUUGGAGAAUAUCUACAAGAUCCAGAUGGACAAACCCAUUUAUAGACCUGGACAUAAAGUGCGAUUUCGUUUAAUAUCACUGAAUUCACAGCUUCAACCAAUAAAAACAAUAUACCCUGUGACCUAUCUGAAGGACCCCUCAGGAAGCCGUGUUGCACAAUGGCUAAACCAGGAGUCAGAUCGUGGGAUUUUGUCUUUUGAAUUCCAGCUGAUUCGUGAUGCUCUUCCGGGUUCCUACUCUAUCACAGCGGAGAAACAGUCUGGAAAUCCGUUAUACCAGUAUUUUACAGUGGAGGAAUACGAAUUUAUCUCCAAAUGGAACAGCAUUCUAGAUGCAUGCUCAUUUGCAUUAAUUGAUUUGCUCAUGGAGCACAAAAGAAAACAAAAAGCAGAGCUGUUACAGGAGAUGAAAGAGGUUCAAAACAAACUUAGAGAUUUUCAACAUCACAAAGACUUUAAGGAAUAUGACAAAAAAUUUGAAACAACCAUGAAUACUUUCAGACAAGAAAUAUGGCAAUUUAAGUCAAGAAAAAUAACAAGAGACAAAAAAGAUUACGAUCAGAAACAAGUUUACAGAUGGACACAGGAAGAAUAUCCUAGGAGAUUUCAGAGAAGGCAACAGAGAAGAAUACAUAAAGGAGGAAAAACUGUGACAUUCUCAGACACAGAAUACGAAUUUGACUCAUCUGAUAAUGAUUUGCAGACUGAGGAAGAAACACCAGCAGUAUUUCAAGAACUGGAGCUCGGCCCUGACGGGACAUACAAUGGAAUCCUUGAUCUUGCCUCAUUUCAUAUGCAACUAUCAGGUUUUGAGAUGAGCCUCACAUUAGACAUCACAGUGACAGAGGAAGGCACAGGGGUCCAAGUCACAGAAAGUCGCUAUGUGCAAAUCACCAGCCAACUUGCCAAAAUCCGUUUUGAGUCCAUGAACCCAAACUACAAGAGAGGGAUCCCUUAUGUUGUUAUGAUAAAGCUGAUGGAUGAAAGUGACCGACCCAUGCCUAAUAAAGAGAUUGAGCUGGAGAUUGAAGGGGAGACAAACCAGAAAGUAACCACAGAUGAAGCUGGAAAAGCAGAAUAUGCCAUUGAUACGUCCAGCUUCGUAAGGACAAAUUUUACACUGAAGGCCAGUUACCAGGAUCCUGACCAAUGUUAUUACACAUCGUGGAGGGAAUACCCUGACUACCCUACAGCUGAAUAUACAAUCCAGAGAUUUUAUUCCCAGAGUGGAAGCUUUGUGCAGGUGCUGCCCCCUAAGGGGGAGAUGAGGUGUGGACAAAAUUACAACAUUGAUGUGCAGUACAUAUUGACCAUGGCAGGAGUCGGCAAAGGUGCCGAAAAAGCCACCUUCUACUUCUUGGUGAUGUCACGGGCAGAGAUUGUACACUAUGGGCAGCAGGAAGUUGACUUUAAAGACUCAGUGAGCAGCUCAUUUUCAUUUGAUCUCCCCAUUACCGCUAGCUUUGCCCCCAGUGCUGAUUUUGUUGUAUACAGCAUCCUGCAGAAAGAGAUCAUUGUGGACACUGUACGCCUAAGCAUAGAGAAAUGCUUCAAAAAUGAGGUAUCUCUGAGCUUCUCUGAAGAACAAGGAGCUCCGGCCUCCAGCGUUGACCUGCUGUUCGCAGGAGCUGCUGACUCCCUCUGUGCCUUUAGAGUUAUUGACUAUAGCCUCAUGCUGCUCAAUCCGUAUGAGUCCUUCUCAGCUGAAAGUGUGUACAAUUCCAUGAGAUAUCGCUCUCUCUACGGAUACUAUGUAAACAGAUUUAAUGUGGAGGACACAGAGCCCCCCUGUGAUGAUCCUGAUAAACAAAUAUUUUACAAUGGAAAUUAUUAUGUGCCAGUGAGCAGUGAACGCGAAGGAGACUCCUACCAAAAAGUCAAGAAACUCGGGCUGGUGUUUGGGACACAGGCCAGGCUAAGAAAACCCAUGGUUUGUAAAAAAGAAACACAGCAACAUGUUUAUCCAUUGAUCAUGGAGUCCAGUUCUCUAAGGGGUUUCUCUCCAGCAGCUAAACCUAUGAUGAAGAACGCAGGAUUGUUAGCAGAUGUGAGCGACAUGGAGGCUCCAAUGUCAGCAGCAACAGAACAAACAGGCUCCAUAGAAACAGUUCGGAAAAACUUUGCAGACAACUGGGUGUGGGAAAUUGCUUCAGUUGGGUCAGACGGCCGGGGUACAAUCCCGUUGGUGGUCCCAGAUACCAUAACGCAAUGGAAAGGUUCCAUGUUUUGUGUGUCAGAGCAGGAAGGGUUUGGGAUGACGAGAAGCCCAGCCAACUUCACCUCUUUCCAGCCAUUCUUUGCAGAGAUGUCACUUCCUUACUCUAUUGUCAGAGGCGAGACGCUGGUUCUGAAGGCAUUUGUGCCAAACUAUUUAGAGUAUUGCAUCAAGCAAGCAUUACACCGGCUUAUUAAGAUGACCUCCAGACAAAAAAUAAAAGGGGAUAAGACCAGCAAACAAGGGCCUCAAUCUUCCACUCUUUCUACGUUCUUUGCCACGCGGGAACAAACAGAUACUGAACACUCUCAAACUAUAAUGGAGGACACUGAGAAUCAGGUACAAUCCACCUUAGACACAACAUCGUCUCAAAGCCAGCUGACACACAUACAGACCAUCAUGGAAAAACUUCCUUCCAAAUCAGAUAUAGCAGACCUCAAGGCAUUCAUAAAAUCUGAAAUAACAACUAUGAGAAAAGAUAUUAAUGAUCUGGGGGCCAGGAUAGAGGACCUGGAAGAAGCACAGGACACCAUCAACACAAUGAUUUCUUCAACCGAAACAUGCCUAGCACAACACGCUUCUACUAUUUCAACCUUACAAAAUAAGGUCGAAGACCUUGAAAAUAGAAGCAGGCGCAAUAACUUAAGAAUCCGCGGAUUACCUGAAGAAAUAACCCCAGAUAAGCUCCAACCUUACUUGAUUGGUGGUACAAUGCAUUGGGAACGAGAAAGAAAGAAUGAAAAAAUAAACAUCCCAUUCCUGCCUCAUCCUAAUUCUCCUGCUGAUGUGGAAAUUACAUCCUACAUCUUGCUUAGCAUUGCCAAGGGCCCCAAUAUCACAAAAGAUGACUCAAACACCAUGGCCCAAAUAGCAGUAUGGGUUAUCCAGCAGCAGAAUUCAAAUGGGGGAUUCCGCUCCACACAGGAUACAGUUGUGGCCUUGCAAGCACUUUCUGCCUCAGCCCAGGUUAUAUACACACCAAAUGCUCACCACAAUGUGAUUGUGACAAGAAGGAAUAGGGCAGUGAAAAAAGGAAAUAUGAAGGUUGCACAGUGUAGUAUGAAUCAAGAAAACAGGUUGUUGGUUCAGAGACAAUCACUAACAAAAGUGCCAGGAGAUUAUACAAUUUUUGUCAGUGGAACAGGAUGCUGCCUUAUCCAGACUACAGUGAAAUACAAUGUCCCGGUGUCACAGGAAAAGUCGGCCUUCUCACUGUCAGUUACCUCAUCCUCUGAGAGUUGUGUAAACGGUGUGGCGUAUACCUUUACUAUUGGUAUCAAUAUCAGCUAUAGAGGCAGCCGUCAGAAGCCCAACAUGGUUAUAAUUGAUAUAAAAAUGCUAUCGGGGUACACAGCAGAUUACUGGUCCCUCAGAGAGAUGACGAAGUCUAAAUUAGUUUCCAAAAGUGAAGAACAAAAUGGUCAUGUGUUUCUGUAUCUGAACUCUGUAAGUUGUGUGCCCAGAUCUUUGUGUUUAUGUGCUUUAUCUAUUGCCCUUUAA
Bombina bombina (fire-bellied toad) is the source of this 4029-nucleotide messenger RNA. RefSeq names its product ovostatin-like. Lineage: Eukaryota; Metazoa; Chordata; Amphibia; Anura; Bombinatoridae. The coding region runs from base 1 to 4029 and encodes 1342 amino acids. Gene Ontology annotation, molecular function: endopeptidase inhibitor activity. Gene Ontology annotation, cellular component: extracellular region. The transcript has 24 exons. The record is from RefSeq and is a predicted model, not a curated record.